CUGGACAACGUUCGGUAGGAGAAUAUACACGCGUGCAGGAGAAGGGUUACUGGCAAAGAAGCAACUUAUACCAGACCAAAAGCUCACCUGCAGAAUAGAGCGGCAUCACAUUUACCAAAAUCAUCCCAGAAUGGCGGAUCCAUGGAAGGAACGCUCACAAAUACUCAGUCCUCCAUUGCGGGCUAAUAAUGCGUCAUACCUUUCCACAAUUCCACCCCGGCUAAGCAAGUACGCACGGCUCGCGGAUGAUGCGACGAUCCAAUUCCAUCUCGACACAGUCGGCGUAGACAACAUUGGCAUCGUGGAUGGAAAUUUGACGCCAUGUGGAAAUCUGGCCGCGAUGAUGUACCCCGACGCGUUGCCAGACAGACUUGGCGUGGUGGCAUACAUGCUGGAGGCAGCGUUCUUUUGGGAUGAUUUGAAUUGUCCAGAACCAGACGAGUCGACAGUCAAAGACUCUGUAUCGAACUCCCGCAGAGAAGCGCAUAUGAAGGGUCCUGUAUGGAAGGAAAAGAUGAAGCAGGCGUUUUCCAAGGCCGUUAAAGGAUUCAUCACCGUUGACCCAGUAAUGGGCUCUGACGUCCUACGUACAUGGAAUACCUGGCGAGCAGCAGAAAUGGAUAUCCAUGGUAGGUUUGAUCAGUACAGUACACUUGACGAGUAUGUGGAAGAUAGGAUCCAUGAUCUGGCUUAUCCUUGUGCCAUGGAAUUCGGGAAAUUUGCAUCCAAUCUCAAACUGACAUUUGACGAGGAGGAGUCAGUGCAGCAUGGCAUUUGGCCUCUAAAACCACACGGCGUUUACUGCAACGAUUAUCAUUCCUGGGAUAAAGAGCUAAAGGCCCAUGAAGAUAGCGAUGGGAAAAUCCCCAUAAUCAACGCUGUGGUAAUACUACAACGUCUCCAUGGACUUUCUGUCGACGAGGCCAAAGUAUAUCUUAAAAACAAAUGCUUCGAACUUGAUAGAGAAUAUCAUCGCCGGAAGGAGAAGUUCAUCACAACGACGGAAGAUGGAAUAUCUCCUUCGGUGCUGAGACUUCUUGAUCACUGCGAGCAGACUACUACCGGACAUACCAUGUGGGUAAUGCAGUCCUAUCGCCAUAAGGCCCCUGGUGGUGAUGGAUACCGCGAGUACUAUGCCAGCCGUCUCAGAGAAGGGGCAGACUUUUCCAAUGGUGCCAAAGCUAAGGAUACAAAGACCGUGCAAGAGGCCCAGUACUGUGAGCUGACGAUGAGAGUGGGAGAUGGUAUUGAUAAUAUACAGCGUGAUGAUGAUUGUGCAGCUUAAGAAUCUUCAUCAAAGUCGUCGAAUGGGAAAUGAUCUCUGGCAGUGAUGGCAUCUUGCUCUGUCUCUGCCAAUUCAAUCGUCUUCUCCUUAAUCUGACCAACUUUUUCUUUGGCUGCUUCAUAAUCCUCAUUCUGGACCCAGCCUAUUAUAUCAAUCCCGAUGCCAUUUCGCAUGUAGUCCAUCGCGGAA
Molecule: messenger RNA, 1474 nt
Organism: Aspergillus wentii DTO 134E9
Lineage: Eukaryota; Fungi; Ascomycota; Eurotiomycetes; Eurotiales; Aspergillaceae
Exons: 4
Coding region: 131-1285 (384 amino acids)
Source: RefSeq, a predicted model, not a curated record